Messenger RNA from Acaulospora morrowiae, 339 nucleotides. NCBI's taxonomy places the organism in Eukaryota, Fungi, Glomeromycota, Glomeromycetes, Diversisporales, Acaulosporaceae. The record is from the annotation of a GenBank genome assembly.
AAAUCCAACGAAAAGAAAACAGGAACAAGCAAGUCUUUGGGUUCACCGGGUGACAAAAUCAAGAGGAAAGAUACUACUCUUAGCAGAGAAAGUAAACCACCAAGAAAUAACAGUAGCAGUAGUGAUCAAAAUGUUAAAGUUGGGAACAAGGAAAGUUCAAAUAUUAAUAAUAAAUCGGACGAUAAGGACAUUGUAAAUUUCGUAUCACCAACACCAUUAACUAGUAGUAAUGAAUCUGUAUCCAUUCCUCCGAUCAAUAAAAAACAUGUCUUAUCCACCGCCUUCAUCAAAUUCAGUCUCGCCGAGAUCUCGCCCAGUACUACAGAAUUCAAGCAGUGA